AUGAAUACAGGUUUCGGUCGGCAUGCACUGAAUGUGAGAGGUGAACCGAUGAAUGUGGACGAUGCGAAUCAAGCGAAAGGUCUAGAUCCAACCUACGCAGCCGAACGCAUCUUUUCGGCCUUAGUGAAUCGUAAAACUGAAUUGCUGCUAGCCCCACUGCUUCAUCGUUUAGGCAUUUUCUUGCGCUGGUUAUGGCCAAAUCUUUUCUUCUAUUUGAAUUAUAGGCGUAGUCUGAAGGAGGCUGCAAUUCAUCACGCAAAACAAGAGUAA
Messenger RNA from Anisakis simplex (herring worm), 270 nucleotides. Lineage: Eukaryota; Metazoa; Nematoda; Chromadorea; Rhabditida; Anisakidae. The record is from the annotation of a GenBank genome assembly.